UUCUAUUCUCUGGAUCCCUCUGAGGUAGAGUGAAGCACGCAGUUUGUAUUUGUAACAUAGUAUUGUUGACCGUUGUGUUGGUAUUUCUAUACUCAACUACCCCAGAGUUAGGUGGGGGUCAAGCUAAGCUCAACUACCUCUCACAACUUAAUACCGCCGUAGUACGCUUACAACUUUGAAGGAGAGAAAGAGAUAUGGCAAAGAAGAAGAUAAGUGAUUUGCGAGUCGACGAUUUUGUAAAGGCCGGCUUAUCAGCGGCUGAAGCCAACCUAUUGAACCAACGGCUGCUCUCUCUCUCACUCUCCUCUUCCUCCGAUCCUAGUGACACGUGGCGUCACCUCGUGAGCCGCAGAGUCCUUAAACCCUCACACCCUUAUCCUCUCCACCAGCUUCUGUACUAUACCAUUUAUUCUUCUCACCAUUCUUCUUCUCCUCCUCUUUAUUGGUUCCCUUCUCUAGAGCAGGCUAGACGCACCAACCUCGGUCGUCUCAUGGAAAUUCACGGUUCUAAGCUUUUGGGAGAAUCCUCCUACAAAGAUCCUAUUACUAGUUUCCCUCUUUUUCAUAACUUCUCUGUUCAACACCCCGAGGUGUACUGGUCUCUUGUUCUCAAUGAACUUUCUAUUUCCUUUGUUGAACCUCCAAAUUGCAUUUUAGAUACUUCUUCUCACCCUUCAAAACACAGUGGAACUUGGCUUCCUGGUUCUGUCCUUAAUAUUGCUGAUUGCUGUUUGCAACCCAGCUCCCACCCUAACAAACAGGAUGACAGUAUAGCCAUCGUUUGGAGGAGUGAAGGAUUUGACGACUCUGAGGUUAAUCAAAUCACUCUCAAACAACUUCGACACCAAGUCAUGUUGGUGGCGAAUGCAAUAGAUGCCAAUUUCUCAAAGGGUGAUGCAAUUGCAAUUGACAUGCAAAUGACAGUCAAUGCUGUCAUUAUAUAUCUAGCUAUUGUUUUAGCAGGAUGUGUUGUGGUAUCAAUAGCUGAUAGCUUUGCACCAAAAGAAAUUGCAACUCGCCUCCGUGUUUCUGAUGCAAAGGGUAUUUUCACGCAGGAUUUCAUAUCAAGAGGUGGCAAGAAAUUUCCUUUGUACAGUCGAGUCAUUGAGGCCGCUGCAUGUAAGGUUAUUGUGCUCCCUGUGAUAGGCAAUGACGUUGGAGUACAAUUAAGAGAACAGGAUUCAUCAUGGAAGAGUUUUCUUUCUUCUGGCAAGCAGCAUCCCAGGUCACAUCAUUACUCUCCAAUCUAUCAAUCAAUUGAUUCUGUAACUAACAUACUUUUCUCAUCUGGAACCACAGGGGAUCCAAAAGCAAUUCCUUGGACUCAACUUUCACCCAUACGAAGUGCUGCAGAUGGAUGGGCUUUUAUUGAUAUUCAACCUGGAGAUGUCUAUUGCUGGCCUACAAAUUUAGGAUGGGUGAUGGGACCAACUAUUAUAUAUUCAUGCUUUCUAUCUGGUGCAACUCUUGCUCUGUACCAUGGAUCUCCACUAGGUCAUGGUUUUGGAAAAUUUGUUCAGGAUGCAGGUGUUACCAUUUUGGGUACAGUUCCAAGCUUAGUAAAAACAUGGAAGAAUACACAGUGUAUGGAGGGCUUGGAUUGGACAAAGAUAAAAACAUUUUGUUCGACUGGAGAAACUUCAAAUGUUGAUGAUGACCUUUGGCUUUCUUCAAAAUCUUAUUACAAACCCAUAAUUGAAUGUUGUGGGGGCACUGAGCUGGGAUCUAGUUACAUCAUAGGGAGUCUACUACAGCCUCAAGCUUUUGGAGCAUUUAGCACUGCAUCAAUGACAACUGGUUUGGUCAUCCUUGAUGAAAAUGGAGUUCCUUAUCCAGAUGAUGUUCCUUGUGUUGGUGAAGUGGGCUUAUUUCCUGUAUAUAUGGGAGCAACUGAUAGAUUGCUUAACGCCGAUAAUGAGGAGGUCUAUUUUAAAGGGAUGCCCCUUUACAAAGGAAAGGUUCUUAGGAGACAUGGAGAUAUAAUCAAAAGAACUGUAGGAGGCUAUUUUGUUGUACAAGGGAGGGCCGAUGAUACCAUGAAUCUUGGUGGAAUAAAGACAAGUUCUGUAGAAAUUGAGCGCGUAUGUGAUAAGGCCGAUGAAUGCAUUUUGGAGACAGCUGCAAUCAGUGUUUCUCCUGCAAAUGGAGGUCCAGAACAACUGAUCAUACUUGUAGUUUUAAGGAAAGGAUACAGUUCCAGCGCCGAAGCUCUAAAGAAGAAAUUCUCCAAGGCCAUUCAAACCAACCUUAAUCCUUUAUUCAAGGUAAGCCUUGUUAAAAUUGUGCCUACGUUUCCUCGAACAGCUUCCAACAAAUUACUGAGGAGAGUUCUGAGAGAUCAAAUGAAACACGAGCUAUCAGUUCAUAGCAGACUUUAGUGACAUUAUUAAUUCGCUAUGGACCAGGGCAUGGGUCAAGGUUCAGUUCAUUUCAUUUCAUGUGGAAAUAGUAUGAUGAUGUAUCACUGUAGUAAGUAUGACAAUGUCUCUAUCAGUAAAAGACAUUAAGAAAUAAUGAAAUUAAUUCAUUGAAUGAACUGAUAUCUGAUUGCAAGUGGGUUUUUAAAUAUGCAAGAAAUAAUGUCGGUAUCUUUUACUGAA
Messenger RNA from Cicer arietinum (chickpea), 2600 nucleotides. RefSeq names its product probable CoA ligase CCL12. Lineage: Eukaryota; Viridiplantae; Streptophyta; Magnoliopsida; Fabales; Fabaceae. The record is from RefSeq and is a predicted model, not a curated record.